CGCGGAGCAGCGAGCCGGGAGGAAGCGGCAGGUGAGCGGGCGUCGGGGCUUCGCGGGACUUUUAAUGCCGGGGAGGGGGCGCCGUCUCCUGCCUUCCCAGGCGACGGCAGGACCAUGCUCUCCAUAGGGGGGGAGUUUGUGGGACCCCGGAGGCAAAGUUCCGCGGGCAGCGGAGCUGCUUCUGCCUCUGCCUCAGUUUCCCCUUUGGCGAGGCCAGCCCCAAGGCCGGCUCUCGCUGGGGAGAGGCUUCGCUGGUUGGGGGGGGGGGCGCCUGGAUCUUCCCGCACAACAGCCCUGAGAGGGAGGCUAGGUUCAAGAGGGGGAGUAUCCCAAGGCGAGCUUGCCCCCCCUUCCCUGUCGAUGGGGUGGGGCAAGAAAGCUCAGGGCCCCCUGUUUGCCGACUGUUUCUGGAGGAGCCUCAGUCCGGAGAUCCGAGUAGGGCAUUGGGGGGGGGGGCGGAUCGGUCCUCAGCACCAAGGGGCCCUAUCCUGUGAGGGUCCAGAGAUCUAAUUCGAGAGGCGAUGAUGAGUAGGAAGCAGAGAGCAUGUGAAGAGAAGUCUUCUUGGGGGGGGGGGUCGUCUAAGGAUGCUCCAGGGCCGGGACCCCCGCAUGGUCCGGGAAAGGGCUGCUGCUGCUGUUGCUGCUGCUUGGUUUUGGCGCAGGGCAAGUUCCUGAGACCACCCAAGUUCUGGGUCUAGAAGGGGACCUACAGGGCAGACCCUGAGGGCGUCCCUCCUUGAGGAGACCGUGGGGUGGGGUGGGAUAGAGGAGUACCCCAGCAGGAAAGCCCCCGCUUGGCAUGCAGAAGGGUGCAGGGUCUUCCCAGCUCAGAGGACAGCAGAGCCACAAGCGACAAGUGGAGCUGUUCUGGGGCCAGGAUCUUGCAAAGCCACUCGCUAGGCCUGGAUAGGCUUCCUCAACCUGGGACCAUCUAGAUCAUAGAAUUGUAGAGUUGGAAGCAACCCUGAGAAUUAUCUAAGUCCGACCCCCUUGCAAUGGAAGAAUAUGCAGCUGUCCCAUAUGGGAAUCGAACCUGUAACCUUGGCAUUGUCAGCACCACUCUCUAACCAACUGAGCUGUCCGGGCUGAUCUGUUUUACUAGCCUUCACAACAUAUGGAGGCACCAUUUUGAUGUGUAGCCAGUACUGAUUUAUAUGGGCAUCAUGGGCUUGGCCAGGGGAAAGGCAGGGAGGGGCAGCUGACACCCCCCCCCCAUAAUCAAUAAAAAUGCAUAGCAAACUGAGCUUCUGCCCCACCUAACAAAAGGUCUGCCCCCCCUAAAUCCUGGCUACACCCAUGGCAGCUUCUUCUGCUUCCAGCACCAAGAAGCAGCAGCUGCACAAAGGUCCCCAUUUCAGGGUCUGAUCCUGGGUUGCUCAAAGUUUAGGAGCCUUCCUAGCUCAGUGACCGAGCAUACAGAGGGUCUCAGGGUUCAGUCACCUGCGGCAUCUCCACGUAGGGCUGGGAUAGGCUCCCUGCCGGAGAGCUGCUGCCAGUCAGUGUAGGUAACAGUGAGAUACGCAGAGCAAAGGUAGGAGGUGCCUUCCUGCGUUCCAUUGUCCAGCACAUUGCUGCUUGAGUGUGGCAAGCCUCAAUGCCAUUGCUCUCCAUCUGUGAAAUGGGCCCAUUUGGGGACAAACCUGGCAGGGGGGUUGUGAGGGUGAAGCUUUGCAGAGGUUGCUGAAGUCCCAUGCAUCAUGCUCAUCAUGGAGACAUCCAUGGAUCCUUUAAGGGAGGAGGGAGUCCAGGUGGUACAUUGCACUGAAUUCAUUACUCAGAUUGAAGCAUAAAGUGCCUGGGGUUCUAGUCUAGGGGAUUCUAGGCAGUUACCUUCCAGUAGACACCCCCCUUUCUUCAUGGGUCUUCCUCAUCAUCCUUCCAAUUUCCUUGCAGAAAACGGAUCCUCCCUCUGCACAGUGCUUAGCAAGCUAAAGGAGACCUGAUACUCAUCCAGCAGCCCACUCUCCUGUUUUAGUUUUUGCUAUACAGUGGUACCUCAGGUUACAGACGCUUCAGGUUACAGACUCCACUAACCCAGAAAUAGUGCUUCAGGUUAAGAACUUUGCUUCAGGAUGAGAACAGAAAUCGUGCUCCCGCAGCGGCAGUGGCAGGCCCCAUUAGCUAAAGUGGUGCUUCAGGUUAAGAACAGUUUCAGGUUAAGAACAGACCUCCGGAACAAAUGAAGUACUUAACCCGAGGUACCACUGUAUUGUUGUAAAGUAAAUUUCUUGGUAAAGUUGGCUUUUGCUUGUCUCCGUCCUCAGUAGCCUGAAAGUUUCCUAAAACACUGGUGCGCAAUGAUGCCUUUUGCUGUUUGGUGAAGCUCUUGGCUUAAGGGAGGAAGAGGAUUGAUCCUGCAGAGAGGCGAUCUGGUGGCUCAGGCCAGGGCCAUUGGUUAAGUCAGGUGGAUAGGAAGCCAGGGCUCUCAUCACCCUUCCUGGUUUGUGUGUGCGUUUGUGUGUUUGUAGGAAGACCAGGAACCAGGGGGAGAUGCGGACAGUAAGUAGAAUGUAUCUGGAGCACAAGGAGUUCUGUGCUUGUCCUGGGGAAGCUGGAGAUAGGCAGAAUGGAUAAAGCAAAAUCUUUUACUGGACCAGAACCAAAGAGUCUAGUGGCCCCUUGAAAGAUUAAUGUGUUUAUUGUUCUCUGAACUUUUUCUCAGCAAAAUCCUUCUGCCUAGAGGAGUUGGGGCUGUGGCAGAGGUGCGGGAGAGAGAAGAUGCAUUGUAUAAUAAAUCAAUUAAAUGGGUUUUUUUUGGGGGGGUUGCAAAUAGUCUGGUUGUUUUCAUGAAAGAAGCCCCCUGCCCCCCACCAGCACCAUGCUUGCCACCUCUUUCGGAUCGUGUUCUGCAAAUGGAUUAUGCCAGGCAGCUGCAGACAGCAGGAAAUGGGGACGAGGCUGCAAAAUUGGAUUAGGGUGGUGGAAGAGCCUCUUGGAUUGAAUCUCCAUUAAAAGAUCAAUGCGCUUAACUAUCAUUUUAAUAUAAUUUGUUUAAGAUUAAGAAACCCAUUUUAAUGUGGCAAAUAGAUUAGGCUGCAAGAUGCCAAGCAGGCUGGCCCUGGGCUGGGGGGAAAGCUUCUGGGCUGGGGGUGCUGCAUAGGGGAGGAGAAGGCUGUUUCCCUGCCCCAUGGUUCAGACAAGGUGCGGAUGUUCAUUUAUGGCAGGGGUGGAGAGGCUCAGGCCUGAUGGGGAGAAGCAGUGUUGGCCCCCAGGCAUCACUAUCCUUCCCAAAGCACUCUCCCAAGAACACACGCCCUCUUUGCCAGGCUACGCCCUUCCCUGGCGGUGUUUUGCACCCUCCUUGGGUGCUUGUGGCUGACUGUGCUAAGGCCCCUUCCUUGCCGAGAUGGAGAGAGGGUAGAAUCAUCUGAUUCACACAUGGGUGGAAUGUUGUUGUUGUUGUUAAUUACCCAUCCAUCACCCUAAGGUCCCAAGGUGAGGUGCAUAAGUUAAAAUACAGCAAUAAUUAAAAAAACAAAUUUUCAAAACUUACAGUUACUAGAAAAAGCCAUCACAAAACAUAGGGGCAGGUCCUGAAAAUACGCAUCUUGGGUGUCAGAAGUGCACUGACUAUACAUCAGGAUAGACCUUUCUGACAGUAAGAGCUGUUUGACAGUGGAACGGACAACCACAGUAGGUGGUGGAGUCUCCUUCCUUGAAGGUUUUUAAACAGAGCUUGGAUGGCCAUCUGUCAGGGAUCCUUCUUUCGCUGUGAUUCUUGCAUGUCAAGGGGUUGGACUUGAUGACCCUUGGGGUGCUUUCCAACUCUACAAUUCUCUGCUGCUGUGAUUCUCCUCCGCCCCAGUGACUGAUUUAGGGGAGUACGACUGGUUUGGUUUCACUGGGCACUGAGCCUUGGGGGUGCUGCCGGGAGGGCCACAACUAUGAUGUAGAAUGGAAAGUGAGUGGUGUUGAUGGGGGGGGCACCGGAUUUUGGCACCACACAGGGUGCUUCUGAAAUAAUAAUAAUAUUAAUAAUAAUUUAUUAUACCCCGUCCAUCUGGCUGGGUUUCCCCAGCCACUCUGGGCUGCUUCCAAUAGAAUAUUAAAAUACAAUAGUCUGUUAAACGUGAAAAGCUUCCCUAAACAGGGCUGCCUUCAGAUGUCUUCUAAAAUUCUGGUAGUUGUUUUUCUCUUUGACAUCUGGUGGGAGGGCGUUCCACAGGGCGGGUGCCACUACUGAUAAGGCCUUCUGCCUGGUUCCAUGUAACUUGGCUUCUCGCAAUGAGGGAACCGUCAGAAGGCCCUCGGCACUGGACCUCAGUGUCCGGGUAGAACGAUGGGGGUGGAGACGCUUCUUCAGGUACAUUUGAGACCCCAGGUGGCUUCAUAUGCAGAGUCAUGAACAUUGGCCCUCCUUCUCUGCCUCCACCUGUGGGCCGAAAGGCUUUUUUUUGACCCAAAGAGGGGCUGCUUGCCAGCAGUGAAAGUGGGCACGCCACACUCACCUUGAAAGCAGCAGAUUAGCUGCUGGCUGUGUUUGUUUGUUUGUGUGGUGGCCUUCUUCCUGCUCAUCAAAUGAUCCACCUGAUGAUUGGGGAGUGGGCAGUUGUUGUUGUGAAUUGCAUUUAUAUCUCACCUUUUCCUGCAAGGAGCUCAAGGUGACAUACAUGGUUCUCUCCCUCCCCACAAAAAGCCCUGGGAAGAAGGUUAGGCUGAGAGGCAGUGACUGUCCAUGGGCACCACCCAGCGAGCUUCAAAUGGCUGAGUGUCAGGAUUUGAACCCUGCUCUCUCCCAUAUCCUGGGCUGACACUCUAACCGCUACACCAGUUUGCAUCUCUAUCUGGGUGUUGAGCUAGGUGGAGAAGGUCUACUUCAUUUCCCCUCCCCCCCCCACUCCUGCCCAAAGUUGUGGGGUCUUCCAGGGUGGAGGUAGAAGCAUUUACUUGGGACCCCUGCACCAGGAGUUAGGCACCCCCAUGUCCUAAAGCCCUGUGGAUGUUCCUUUCAUUGGAAACAAUAAAAGCGGAUUAAACUUUAAGCCCACAGGGUGGGGGCAGGAAUUGACGAAGUUCUAAUGUUCCUGAAGUCGUUCCAGUAGUUCUUUGGAAGGCUAAACUCAGGUGGAAAAAAAACAAUUAAAAAGGACAGUAAAAGUGUAAAGAAUAUUUAGGCAGCCUCAGGUAGCUAAGUGCCCACGUUGCAGCUGAGAAGCUGAUGGUGCAAGGGUGAGGCUUGUGCAGCCUGUUUACUCGGGUGUAAGCCCCUCUUCUUUUCUCGGAAUUUACUCCUUGGCCCAUUGCAGGGAAAAUGCCUAGUGUGUUUCCUGCGGUCUCUGAAGAACCAUCAGAGAGGAUCAAAAUUGUGGCUCUGCAGGGGGCCCUUUGGGAGAACAUUCCUUCCCAGUGUCCAGUGAUGAAGUUGCCAGUUAGUCCCAGUAUUGGCAGGUGGUGGUGAGAACUUGAAGCCAGGGAGGCCACAUCUGCAGCUUGCCCUCCUGAGGAACGCUUGGCUGCUUGUGUUUUUUUACCCCCCAAACAUAUCCUCUCUCGUAAUCCCAUCUAAUGGCUUCUCUGAAAAGCUCAGGCCUGAACCACAGUGAAGGCUGGUGGGAAAGCAGGACAAAGCUGCCCUCCUGGUGGGGUGCUCAGCCCCUGGGGAAGGAGCAGGAACCCCCCUGCUGCAAUGGCAAAGCGGUAUGGGGGCUUGCUCAAGGCUGGGUGAUGUAUCUCAGCUGCUUCUUCCUCCCUUAAGAUGGGGAGGAAGCAGCAGCAGCCGAGAUACAUUCCAGACAUCGUGAUAUACAGUGGUACCUUGAUUCUCGAACGUCUUGGCUCCCGAACAAAUCGUUUCCUGAACGCCGCAAACCCGGAAGCAAGUGUUCUGGUUUGCGAACAUUUUUUGGAAGCUGAACAUCCGUUUCAGCUGUCAGCAUUGUUUCCGGGGCCAAUCAGCCAGUCAGAAGCAGCGCCUUGGUUUGCGAAUGUUUUGGAAGUCGAGUGGACUUCCAGGACGGAUUGAGUUUGAGAACCAAGGUACCACCCUAUCAGCAUAUUGUGGUAUUUAGCUGCUGAUAUAUCACGAUGUUAGGGACAUGGGUGGUGCUGUGGAUUAAACCACAGAGCCUAGGACUUGCCGAUCAGAAGGUUGGCAGUUCGAAUCCCUGCAAUGGGGUGAGCUCCCGUUGCUUGGUCCCUGCUCCUGCCAACCUAGCAGUUCGAAAGCAUGUCAAAGUGCAAGUAGAUAAAUAGGUACCACUUUGGCAGGAAGGUAAACGGCCUUUCCGUGCACUGCUCUGGUUCGCCAGAAGCGGCUUAGUCAUGCUGGCCACAUGACCCGGAAGCUGUACACCGGCUCCCUCGGCCAGUAAAGCGAGAUGAGCGCCGCAACCCCAGAGUCGGUCACGACUGGACCUAAUGGUCAGGGUUCCUUUUACCUUUACCUGUAUCACGAUGUUGAAAACCAGGUAUCACCCAGCCCUACUUGAAUCCUGCUUGUGGGUUUCCCAGUGGGGCAUCUUGUUGGCCAUUGUAAGAAGAGGAUUCUGGACUAGAUGGGCCAUUGGCCUAAUCCUGUCGGCUGUUCUGAUGAGAUGGGAGCUACUUCUGCUGGGAUCCUGCCAACCUCAGAAAGCCAGUGGGGUUGGCACUCUCCUUCAGCUCCUCCCUUUCCUUGCACUGAAAGACUAUUCUGAAUAUUCAGAAUAAAGAAUAUUCUGAACAGAAUAUUCAUCAUUUGGGGCCGCGCUUCAAAGUGUACAUUCUGCUUCCCAUCCAUUAUGGCUCCUGCAUCCUGUUUCUGAAGGGUCAGCUCCUCUUGCUGUUAUUCUAGAUUUGUUGCAGCCACAGCCUUCACAAACCUGAUACCGUCAGGAUGUUUUGGACCACAAAGUCUGGAGGGCAUCUGGUUGACAAAAGCCGAGCUAGAAUGUAGGAGGCUGCCUUAUACCUUAAACCUGUGCAUGUAAAAAGGGGGUUUCCCUAAAAAUAAGAUGUUUCUAGCCCUCAAGGUUAUGAAUAAAGGAAGCUGCUUUAUACUGAGGUCCAUUUAACACAAGUGUUGUCUAUAAUGACUGGCAGCAGUGCCUCUCUAGGGCUUCAGCCAAAACCCUCAUCCAGCCCUACCUGGGAGAUGUCAUUGGGGAUUGAACCUGGGACCUUCUGUAUGCAAAGCCGCUGCUCUGCCACUGAGCCACAGCAUUCUUGUGCCUUGCUCUGCCCUGAGCUGUGGAGAGCUCCCCUUGCAUUGCAGAACCCCCCAGGAAAUGGGCACCACAGCAGAGUUUCGUCCGAGGACACAGGAAAGCACCAAGUCAACGAAAUUGUGGGAAUCUGGACAGCUAAAACAAAUCCUCUCAUUUGCGCCUCCUCGUUUGCGUCUGCUUCCUGAAGUGUCGCCUCCGUGAGGGUUAAUUCCAGCACAUGGCUGCUCUCUGUGUUAAUUUGAGGGAGGAUCCUUGCCAAAAUAAUCAGGCUGUACAAAUCCCUGCCGCGACGUAGCAUUUAUAAGUGCUAAAGGGAAGUAGCGAAGGAGCACAAAUUGCAACAGAGCUUCAGGCGGCAUCAAAAUCGUCUGCAGGCUUCAGAAGCUGCGUUUCUGAAAUGUGGUGUUUUAAAAGUCUCUGUCCCGGCUGAAGUUGGCAGUCAGCUGCAGGAGAUUGCUGGGGCCAUCAAGCCUGGCUCUGUCCAUACAGGCAGUGUGGGGAAGAGAGGGAGCAGGACAUCCGGGGCCUGAAUGCGGCCCUCGAGAGCUGGGGUGUAUCUAGGGGUUGGCCAGGCUGGCUCCUGCCAAGGGCACAAGCCCCAGGUGUGUGUGUACAAAAUCAUGUCUCCCCACUCUGGCUUGGAGUGGCCAAGAGCCUGUCCACAUGCUCCCAGGUUGCUCCUUCCCUGCUCUGGGAGUUGCCUAGGGUUGCCACCUGUCCUGUAUAAUACAGGAUUGUGCCUUAUUUCAAUGUAAAAUGCUACUGUUUUGUCCCAUGGUCUUCUCUCUCUCUCUCUCUCUCUCUCUCUCUCAAUCUCUGCAAAGUUAGGGAUCCUCUCCAAAUGCAUGUGUUUGAAAAGGUAUGCGAAAAGUCAUGCAUUUAAGCUCUGGGUAGCCAAGUGCAGACAGAUUUACAAAUUCACGUGUAUGUAUGUGACAAAUUCCAAACGGGGCAUCCUGUUAGGCUGUAAUCACAGAAUCGUAGAAUCUGUAGAGCUGGAAAGGACCACGAGAUGCCAUCGAGUCCAACCCCCUACAAUGCGUAAAUAUUUUGCCCAACAUAGGGCUUGAACCCACAACCCUGAGAUUAAGAGUCUCACACUCUACCGACUGAGCUAGAGAGAGUACUUUGCAAUGGGUUGCUCUGAAGUCGCUUCUGCACCAUAUAAAAAUCACCCACCAACUGCCCUGCCUCGCCUUGUCCUGUAUUUUGCCAGAACAAAAGUGGCAACCCUAGAGCUGCCAGGCUUCAAGGGAUGGGGAGGGAGGCACCCAUACAGUUCCUUGCCAAGCAUGUAAGGGAGCCUAGGUACACCUCUGAUGAGCAUCUCUUGCCAGCCCUGCCCUCCUCAAGGGCUGGAAUGUGUCCUUGAACUAUGAUGGUGCCCCUGGCUUGCAUCGACAGAGGAUGCGGAAAACGUGUGUGCAGAAACAUCUUGCUUUUGUGUGUCCUAUUGCUCCACCCACUUUCCCCCUGGCCUCGCCCACCACCUGCCCACGGCCCCUGAAAGGUUCCAUGCGAGGGACUGUGGCCCUCAGGCUGACGAAGAUUUGUUUAGUAAGUUCACUUCAAGGUCAGCGUUGCUCCACUUGCUUCCUGGGUCUUUUACCUGCCGGCAGCAAGCGCCUUCCUGUAGGAACCUUGCUUUUGGGGAAGAAACACCUGCAAGGGAAAUGGCCUGUGAUUAAUACUUCAUUUCCUCUGAUUACUGGUAAUAGGCAGGUCUCCAAGACGCCUCAGAAGUGCACCCAGUGGGAGAGGCAGCCAUAGGGUUUAUGCUGUGCCUCAGUGACUGUGGUGAUUAACAGCCACAGUUUCCAAAGCUAUCAAUCAAGGCAUGCUUGAAGUUUUGAAAGGGGGCUGCUAGGUCUGCACCCUCCCAGCCACUCUGUGCUUCUCCCGACAUCAGCCCUGCCCUUGCAACUUGUGUGAGAGGAAGCAGGUUGGUGCUUUGGAAUGCUCUCUCUAAAAGCACAUGGGGUCAAACGACAGAGGAACAGUUCGGCACCUGAUCUGAGCUCCUUUAGGAGACAGCUCUCUGUGGCACUUGGGACUUUGAAAAGUCCCGAAUGUGUUUCAUUUGCUUGAUAGCCAACAACAACAAAACAACAACAAUAAUUUAUUAUUGAUACCCUGCCCAUCUGGCUGAGUUUCCCCAGCCACUCUGGGCGGCUCCCAAUCAAGUGUUAAAAACAAUACAGUGGUACCUCGGGUUACAGAUGCUUCAGGUUACAGACUCUGCUAACCCAGAAAUAGUACCUCGGGUUAAGAACUUUGCUUCAGGAUGAGAACAGAAAAUGGGCGGCAGUGGAGCAGCGGCAGCAGGAGGCCCCAUUAGCUAAAGUCGUACCUCAGGUUAAGAACAGUUUCAGGUUAAGGACAGACCUCUAGAACAAAUUAAGUUCUUAACCACCACUGUACAGCAUUAAACAUUAAAAACUUCCCUAAACAGGGCUGCCUUCAGAUGUCUUUUAAAGAUAAGAUAGCUGCUUAUUUCUUUCACAUGGGCAUUCCACAGGGAGGGCGCCACUACCGAGAAGGCCCUCUGUCUGGUUCCCUGUAACCUCUUCCUAGCGGCAAGUGCACUCAGAGCAGAGUAGGGAUAAAAGCAGCCAGAUUUGAACACCUGACCCCAUCCAUUUGCCUUCAGGGUCUUGGGAGCACCCGUCUCUCAUAGAGAGCAUUCCUUAAGUUUGCGGCCAAGCCUCCUAAAGCACUCUGACUGUGACACCUCAAAAGAGCUCUUGCUGUGUUCCAGGGAACCUUUUGAGGGUUUUUUUCAUAGAAUCAUAGAGUUGGAAGGGACCCAAGGGUCAUCUAGUCCAACCCCCUGCAAUGCAGGAAUCUCAGCUAAAGUAUACAUGGCAGACAGCCAUCCAACCUCUGCUUAAAAACCUCUAAGGAAGGAGAGCCCACAACCUCCCGAGGGAGACUGUUCUACUGUCAAACAGCUCUUACUGUCAGAAAGUUUUUCCGUAUGUCUAGUCGGAAUCUCAUUUCCUGCAACUUGAAGCCCUUGGUUCCAGUCCUACUUUCCAGAGCAGGAGAAAACAAGCCUACUCCAUCCUCCACGUGACAGCCCUUGAGAUAUUUGAAGAUGGCUAUCAUAUCUCCUCUCAGUCUCCGCUUUCCCAGGCUAAACAUACCCAGCUCCUUCAACCGUUCCUCAUCCGGCUUGGCUUCCAGAGCCUUGAUCAACUUGGUCGCCCUCCUUUCCACAUGUUCCAGCUUGUCAACAUCCUUCUUAAAUUGGGGUGCCCAGAACUGGACACGGUAUUCCAGGUGUGGUCACCUGUUUUUUUGCAGAGUUGUUGCAAAGUUGGGGGAGAGCAAGAUGGUUACUUGUAGGUUCCCCCCGCCUCUGCUCUUUUAAGUGUCCCAAAUGCCCGGAUGGAUAUCUUUGUGUUCGGUGACUUGUUUCUUGUGAAUGGUUCCCUUCCCCACAAUGGCAAUGCAGAAUAAAUUACCGCCCAUCUUCUGCUGCAAAACAUGCGCCACUUUAGCAUACAUUUCAACCUGACAGUCCUUGCUUUGCAUCUCGAGCCCAUUGAGUUGCUCCUCCCCCCUUACACUUUACAUACCUGCCUACCAAGAUUGCCCUUGUGGAUCUGAUGAAGUAAAAGCCUGAGGGAUGGCUGGCUCAGUCAGCAGAGCAUGAGACUCUUAAUCUCAGGGUCGUGGGUUCAAACCCCACAUUAGAUGAAAGAUCCUUGCAUUGCAGGGGGUCAGACUGGAUUCCACCCCCCUUUAAAAAUAUAUAUAAAAAAAUUAUUAAAACAAUUUCAGUUAUAAAAAAUAGAGUGAUGAAAGAGAAGGGGAAAGGUGCACAAAGUACAUUAAGAAAGGAAGAUAUACUAUAGUACACUAAAUAUACUACACUAUAUUUCUUUGGUACACUAAAUAUACUACACUACAUUUAUAGUAUGCUAUACUAAAUAGGUAGUAUAUUACACUAUUAUAGUAUAUCACACUAGAGUUGGAAGGGACCCCAAGGGUCAUCUAGUCCAACCCCCGAUGUGCAUUUUAGGCACAUCCAGACUCCCUUUUUGUGCUGUGUUUCUAGGCAUAUGUCCACAUUUUAAAGUGUUGUUAUCGGUUUCGCCCCUGGCACUUUCCCUAUGAAAACUGCUCUUUACUGCUGGAUCGGAGCAAACAGAAAUCCGCAGAAAACCCGAAUUGUCAUUUCCCCCUGAUUCAGCAAUAAAGAGAGAGUUUUUGCAGAGAAAACACUGCAGCGGGGGGGGGGGGGGGCCGGGGAGAGAAGCACUUGGAUACAGCACUUUAAAUUGUGAACCUGUGCCUAGAAAGGAUGGGGAGGGCGGGCAGUAAGUUGAUGACCCCUGAGCAUUUUUGUUUUUGUGUUACAAAGGGACCCUGCUAGGCUGCAGACACAGCGUGCAUCUAAAGCCCAUAAAAAGAUAAAGGGACCCCUGACCAUUAGGUCCAGUCGUGGCCGACUCGGGUUGCGGCACUCAUCUCGCUUUAUUGGCCGAGGGAGCCAGCGUACAGCUUCCGGGUCAUGUGGCCAGCAUGACUAAGCUGCUUCUGGCGAACCAGAGCAGCGCACGGAAACGCCGUUUACCUUCCCGCCAGAGUGGUACCUAUUUAUCUACUUGCACUUUAACAUGCUUUCGAACUGCUAGGUUGGCAGGAGCAGGGACCGUGCAACAGGAGCUCACCCAGUCGUGGGGAUUCAAACCGCCGACCUUCUGAUCGGCAAGUCCCAGCCUCUGUUGUUUAACCCACAGCGCCACCCGCGUCCCUUUUUCUAAAGCCCAUAGCUUCCCCCAAAGGCAACUGGGAACUAUAGUUUGUUAGGUUGCUGGAAAUUGCAGCUCUGCAGCGGGGCGGGGAUGGGAUACAGAUCCCAGGAUACUUUGGGGGAAGAAGCUGUCUUCUUUAAUGGCAAUGUGUGUAUGCAGAACCUCAGUAGGGCCAUGCAAGGAGCUGGAUUAGGCCAGAGGGCUAUCUUAGAAUCAUAGGUGCCAACUUACUGGGGCCCUGGCUGCCCAAGCACUCACAAAAUCCCCCAUAAAGGGGCUGGGCAUGCACAAAUGUUUGUGCCAGGGCAUGGCCCCAGGCACGCACGGUCGCGGGGCCAAGUUGGCACUCCUAAUUUCAGAGUUGGAAGAGACCCCAAGGGCCAUCUAGUCUAACUUGCCCAGCAUCCUGUUCUUGCAGUGGCCCCUAGGGAUCCUACCAGCAGGGCCCAGAUGCAACAGCAACAGUCUCCCCCACUUGCAAUUUCCCAAAUACAGUGGUACCUCAGGUUACAAACGCUUCAGGUUACAAACGCUUCAGGUUACAAACGCUUCAGGUUACAGACUCCAUGAACCCAGAUGUAGUACCUCAGGUUAAGAACUUUACUUCAGGAUGAAGUGGCGCGGCGGCAGUGGGAGGCCCCAUUAGCUAAAGUGGUACCUCAGGUUAAGAACAGUUUCAGGUUAAGAACGGCCCUCCAGAACGAAUUAAGGUCUUAACCCGAGGUAAGAUGCCAUGAUUCAGAUGCCGACUGACCACGGAGGCUGGAGCAGAGACAUUGCAUCUGGUAGCCCCUGGUCGCCUGAUUCCCCACACACCUUGGCUGGGCUCCUUCGCCUCCUGUCCUCUGUCUCCAGAGGAGCUGCCUGCUGCCAGUUGCAUUACCCAGUGGAGAGGAGACAGUUUUGUUCUCCAGGGCCCAGAGCAGCCAUAGAACAGCCUGUUCUAACUGAUGAAAAAUGGGCAGGGCGGGGGCAGUGGCAACAGGUUUGCGAGGAGCACAGGAAAUGGAUUUUAAUAAUGAGAAGUAGGCAAGAACAUUGCCCAGGGUAACAAGGAAGCCUUAACCGCAUUAAGAAGGCUGGAAGAGGAACGCUCUUGCCAGCUGCUUUCUGGCCUAGGAUGAUAACAGGGUCAUUCCCUCCCUUCACCUCCCUGUGUGAGAAAUGUUGGACCCUGUUGGAGCAGGCGUCAGUUGUCAAGUUGUUCUGAACUGAGCCACCGCACCAUUUCGAUGAUGGCCACAUGCCACAAACCUCUCUUGCGUCUCUCUUCCCACCCUAUGCCAUGCUUGGAGCAGCGUUAGAACUCAGGUAUAUAAACUAAUCGCCAAAUGGCACCUUAAACCAGGGUUACGAUUGCUGCUAUGGAAUUGUCUAGGCGCCAUUUCCCUCUUAUGAAAUUGUUUAUUACAGUGGUACCUUGGGUUAAGAACUUAAUUCUUUCUGGAGGUCCGUUCUGAACCUGAAACUGUUCUUAACCUGAGGUACCACUUUAGCUAAUGGGGCCUCCUGCUGCCGCCGUGUGAUUUCUGUUCUCAUCCUGAGGUAAAGUUCUUAACCCGAGGUACUAUUUCUGGGUUAGCAAAGUCUGUAACCUGAAGCGUAUGUAACCUGAAGAGUAUGUAACCCGAGGUACCACAUUAUUAUUAUUAUUAUUAUUAUUAUUAUUAUUAUUGUUUCUGUACUGCUUUAUAUUUUAAAGGGAAAAAGAUUCAGAGUGGUUUACAACAAAUUCGAACAUCAAAUCAAUAAAACAAAUUCAAGCUUCGAGGGUAAUGUUUCAGAUCCUUCUCGAAGUGCCAUUUUGCUCUCCCCAUAUUUAUUGACCUACUUAAGUCAUAUAGCUGCCCCAUGGCAGAAGUACUGUAGGAAGGCAGUAUGAUGUAGUGGUUAGAGUGUUGGACUAGGACCUGGGAGGGGCCAGCCAGGUGGAGAUGUCAGUUGCCAGCCUGGCAUCCAGGGAUCUCCACGUGGUGGCAAUUGGACCCGCACCAGUCACAAAAUGUGCCAGGCCCCUGAACACUAGCUUGAAGGUGCUGGGUUUUUAUUUUUAACUCAGACUUCUAAAUAUGGAGAAUUGGUAGGUACCCUUAGGGUCAUCCAGUCCAGCCCCCUGCAAUGCAGGAAUCACAGCUCAUGGAUGUUAAGUUGUGGGUGAACAUAUCAGACGACACAGCGAUUCUUCAAACAGCUCUUGUUUAUUCACAGGCCAGAACAGAACUGAACUGAAGGGUUCAGUCAGCCUGCUUAUAUAGAGCUCCAGUACAAUGUAACUGUAACAAUUUUCUAAAACUAUCCAAUCACUGAACAUCACUUUCGAUCCCUUAUUUGCAUAACUAUCUACAGUAUCCCCCUGCUGGUCCAGGAUGAGAACUUCAGUACAUAAACUGAAGCGUAUGUAACCUGAAGCGUAUGUAAUCUGAGGUACUACUGUAAACAGAAUAAGGAAGUAGUGCAGCUUCAGGUGGCCAUUCUCUGCUGUUGCCAAAGAGCACAACGAUCAGGAGAUCUUCCGUCUCCAAGAGGGAUUAAACUUUAGGCCUAAACUCCAAGGACAGCCUCCCAAUGAGAUGAGCUCCCAAAGAUCAUGACCAGGUCGUGGUGAUUUCUCUGUUUUCAGACAGCCCAGACGAGUCUGCCAUUGGCAAAGCCAGGAUAAGCCUUAACUUGGCGAGACGAUGAUGAUGGCAUCAUCAUCACGAUUUAAAUAUAUUUGUCGCUUUUUACCCUCCAAAAAGCAACUUACAAAAAUACCAUAAAAUAUGCAAAAGCACUACAAUACAGUGGUACCUUGGGUUAAGUACUUAAUUCGUUCUGGAGGUCCAUUUGUAACCUUAAGCUGUUGUUAACCUGAAGCACCACUUUAGCUAAUGGGGCCUCCUGCUGCUGCCGCGCCACUGGAGCACGAUUUCUGUUCUCAUCCUGAAGCAAAGUUCCUAACCCAAGGUACUAUUUCUGGGUUAGCGGAGUCUGUAACCUGAAGCAUAUGUAAUCUGAAGCGUAUGUAACCCGAGGUACCACUGUAUUGGAUGCUUCCGGACUGUCACUGUGUUAGGGUAGUAUUCAGUGACUUAUCAGAAAAUUCAAGUUGCACAAUUAAUAUUUGAGCUGGAGCUCUUGCGCAGCAAAGCCACUCUUCCUGCCCCACCCACCCCAAAGAUCAGACUUUUAUGAUAUGUAAAGUGAAGGGGGAACUGCCCUAGAAAGUUGGGAUAGGGCUUGCUUGACACAGUGUUGUCUAACCUCCCUGCAAACAAAUCAGGUAUAAAUCCUCAAUAAGCUGGUUGUUUGUUGGUGAGCAGUGUUGAUGGCAAAGAGCAAAGGAUUCAGGGUGAAGGGAUCUCCCCAGAUUCCUGGAUCCAUCCUUGAGCAAUGCCCUAGAAGUGCAAGGAAAGGCUCCUGAAUAACCCAGAUCACAGGGACCAAAGAGAGACAGGAAGGGGUGUGUGUGUGUGUGAAUGUGCCCCUGUGUCAAAACUCACUCCACCACCACCAUACACCACUGCAGGUGGUUGUGCUGGUGGGGUGAACUGUGUUAGACAUACCGUAUUUUUCGCUCUAUAAGAUGCACCAGACCACAAGACACACCUAGUUUUUGGAGGAGGAAAACAAGAAAAAAAAUAUUCUGAAUCUCAGAAGCCAGAACAGCAAGAGGGAUCACUGCGCAGUGAAAGCAGCAAUCCCUCUUGCUGUUCUGGCUUAUGGGAUAGCUGCGCAGCCUGCAUCCGCUCCAUAAGACGCACACACAUUUCCCCUUACUUUUUAGGAGGGAAAAAGCGAGUCUUAUAGAGCAAAAAAUACGGUAUUUGUGAUCCCAUUUUACCUGUUUUAAAAACUUUGCUUUUUUUAUUUAAAGCAGCCAACAUUCUUAUAACCAACCACGGCAGCUCAGAAACUGUAGAAGUUUAAAUACACCAACACUGUUGCCAUAUCGAUAACAAGAUUAACAAAUAAGCGCUGAUAAAAGCAGUAAUUGGCAAACAAGAUUAAGGGAACAAUAUUAAUACAAGAGCAACGGAGGUAAAAUGCUGGCAAGAACAGGAAAAGGUUGUCUGGAAGGAUGUGGGGUCGGGUUGUAUGGCCCUGGGGUGAGAGGAGGGCAAGCCUAGUUUGAGCUCAGGUCUUGGCAGGGUAAAUCAGAUGCACCAAGUUUUCUUCUUAAAGGGGAUUCUGGAGGGGCUGCGGAAACCUGGACUAUCCUGCCAUCUCUUUUGGGAGUCACUCUGCAAUAAAUUCCAAAGUGAUGAGACCUAAACAAAGGUGCUUGACUCAUUGAUAGGUACAGCUGAACGACAGCAGAGUGUUGUGGCAUUUGGCACAAUUCUGUGCAAACCCACAGAGUCUUGUUCUGGGCGAAAAUUCCAUGCGCCUGAGAAGCUCCGCUUGGCUUUUCACAAAAGCAAGUUUCCAGCCCUCUUGGUGCACAAGGCCUUGGCUCGUGGCUGAGUGGUUUCCCCGCUGCCUUGCUCUUUUCCCAGGGGAAACCUGCUCUUUCUCUCUAAAUCAGAGCAAACAGCAAUCUGCGGGGAACCCAAUUGCCGUUUGCUCCAGUUGAGCACUAAAGAGCCUUUCCCCCCGGGGAAAGCAGCGGGACAAGAAGACGUGUGGAUAAACCCUCAGAAUAGAUGAAGUAUUUCUUCACGUAGUGCGUAGUUUGUUCAUUUAUUUUUAUUUAAUAGAUUUAUAUGCCAGCCUUCGUCAUAAGAUCUGAGAAUAAAAUACAGGAUCAAAACGAGUAAACAAGGGAAACAAACCAGCAAAACAACCUUCCCACAGACACAUUUAAAAAGCUGUAGAAUAUUAAUCUUACGGAACUAUGGAACUCCCUCCUACAGGAGCAGAGAUGACUUUAAAAGAGGAUUGGACAAAUUUAUGGAGGAGGAGGAGGAGGGCUGUUGAUGGCUAUUCCCCAUGAUGCCUAUGCUUCGUCCUUCCAGUGUUGAAGGUGGUAAUAAUAAUAAUAAUAAUAAUAAUAAUAAUAAUAAUAAUUAUACCCUGCCCUCCCCAGCCAAGACAGGGCUCAGGGCGGCUAACACCAGGUAUAAAAACAAUUGAUUAAAAUACAACUUAAAAACGAGAUUAAAGUACAACAUUAAAAUGCAGCCUCGUUUCAGUAGAAACUCAAAUCAAAAAACUUGGAAAUGUCAAAUCUUCACCAAGGCCAACUAUCCAGACUGGUCCUACAUGAGCCAGAAAAAAGCCAGGGAAGUCCCCAAAUAGGCGUUCCAUCACAGAAGGAGAAAGGAAAAAGGAAAGAGGGGGAGGGGAUCAAGUUGAUUCCAAGCCAAAGGUCAGGUGGAACAACUCUGUCUUACAGGCCCUGCGGAAAGAAAUCAGAUCCUGCAGGGCCCUGGUCUCAUGAGACAGAGCGUUCCACCAGUGUUGAAAAGGCCCUGGCUCUGGUUGAGGCCAGAACUCCAGCUGCUGGGAAUUGCAGGGGGGGCGAGCGCUGCUGUUGUGCCCACACCCUGCUUGUGAGCUUCCUCCCAAUUGGGGGCAUCUGGUUGGCCGCUGUGAGAACAGGAGUCCCCUUUGGCCUGAUCCAGACUCUUCUCAAGUUCUGUUUUACUUUCUGUAUUAUUUGUGUCUCCACUAGAGAGAAUAUGACCUCAAUGCAUUACUCCCUUUUCCAGCAGUCUCUCUCCUUUCCAAUGCAGCUGUGGGAGGAGACACACCUCACCAGCUACCUAGAAUAAGAGAUAGCUGCCCCCUCCGGAGGUAGGAAAUGACUGUGAGAGCCACAGCCUUUCGACAGGAAACUUAAUUUUCACACAGAUGUUCCGUUGUUGAGCUGCCCCCCACAAAGAGAAAAGGCGUCCAUCCCAUUGAUUCUCUUGGAGACUUUUGCCCAUGUCUUUUGGGGCCUGGGCCAACUUCCCCGCCAUGGGGAUCUGAGCCAGCCCCAGCAAAGCCGAGAGCCAAGACCCUCUUCCUGGCACCUGGGCGACUUGAGAUCUGUGCCUGCUCGCUGUGAUCCUGCAGAUAUGGACACUGGAUUCCCCGGCACCCUCUUGCCCGGCUCUCACCAUGCUAAUUCGUGGGCAUAAAGACUUCCUGGCAGAUGUGGUCUACAUUGUCUUGGAGCUACUCAUCGCGGUACUGGCCAUCUUGGGCAACGUCCUGGUCUGCUGGGCCGUCUGCCUGAACAGCAACCUCCAGAACGUCACCAACUACUUUGUGGUGUCUCUGGCGGUGGCCGACAUCGCGGUGGGCGUCCUCGCCAUCCCCUUUGCCAUCACCAUCAGCACCGGCUUCUGCGCCUACUUCUAUGGCUGCCUCUUCAUCGCCUGCUUCGUCCUGGUCCUGACCCAGAGCUCCAUCUUCAGCCUCCUGGCCAUCGCGAUCGACCGGAUUAUCGCCAUCCGGAUGCCUCUCAGGUAAAUGUGCAGUUGAUGACAAUGACAACAAGCUGUGCUUUAUUUUCUAGGGGUAAAAGGUAAAGGAUCCCUGGACAAUUCAGUCCAGUCAAAGGCAACUGUGGGGUUGUGGGGCUCAUCCCGCUUUCAGGCCGAGGGAGCCGGUGUUUGUCCACAGACAGCUUUCCGGGUCAUGUGGCCAGCAGGACUAAACCGCUUCUGGUGCAACGGGACACCGUGACGGAAACCUGAACGCACGGAAAUGCUGUUUACCUUCCCGCCGCAGUGGUACCUGUUUAUCUACUUGCACUGGCAUGCUUUCAAACUGCUAGGUUGGCAGGAGCUGGGACAGAGAAAUGGGAGCUCACUCCAUCACUCGGAUUCAAACCGCCGACCUUCUGAUCGGCAAGCCCAAGAGGCUCAGUGGUUUAGACCACAGCGCCACCCGCAUCCCUUGUGAUUCUAGGGGUACUCAAUGGUACACAGUACUGGCACCUUUCCCCACCCCCAAAUGUUAAAAGUGUGGUACUUGCUGUAACAACUUCAUCAUGAAUACUAGGAGUGCCAACUUCAAUAAAAUAUGGGGGGGACAGGUAAGUCCCACCCUGCAUAUUGGAUCACAUGAUGUGGCACAUGCACACCAUUUGAAAGGCAAUGCCCAUCAAUUGGGGUGAGAAAGAACACUUGGCCCCUAGGAAUUGGCUCCUAGGGUGAGUACCAGUACCAUGUUUUUUCUUUGAAAAAAAGCACCGGUGACGACAGACAGGGCUCAAGGAGCACAGCUUCAGUGCAGAGCUUAUUUCCCUUCUCCAGAACUAGCAGAAGCAGAAUAAAUUUGCUGCUGGAGAAGUCUGAAGUCUGUCACCAACUUUUCAUCCGUUUUAAAAAGCCAGCGGGUGAUGCUGGGAUCUGCACGACCAAAAUCCCAGCUGGAGUUUUUGCUCCCCGCCACCCUGUCUGUUUGAGAGAAAAGUCCGUGUUUCAUAAUUUCGGCUUUUCCCAACCCUCUUCACUUGCUCUGAGCACGAGUCCCCUGAGAGCAGCGGCAGUCAGUCAGGGGGGCUGUUUGUAAUGGCACGAAGCAGCCCCCUCCAGCGUGGGAUAACAGCUGGGCAGCCUCAGAAGUCCACUUCACAGAGACUUAGCCCGCUCUGGGUCUUCUAUCCAAGUCUCUGAGUGCCUCGGGCUCAAUCUCUUCCUCUCCCCCAUUGUGAUUUUUUUAAUUUGCAGUGAAAAGCUCAAGUGGAGUUUCCUGCCCUCUGAGUUUGAAGAGCAGCAGCAGUGGCUGGAAAUGGAUAUACAGUUCCUAAGGGCCAGGGAGGGGAAAGGGAAGGUGCAGCCCUUUGCUGUCUGUCUGUCUCUCAGCUGGGUUGACUCUCACUUCUCAUCCAAACCACCUGGGCGGGAGAAACUUCUUCAGCUGCAGGUUCAGGAAAUCGGCUGCCAAAGGCUCCAUCCUCUCAAUGGGUGUAGCCAGGAUCUAUGCUAUGGGGGGGGAGGUGCAGGUGCGGUGAUACUCACCUGUCACCAUAUUCUGUCCGGCUCUGUCUAGCAGAUUUGGAAUGAAAUGUCUCGACAACAGUUGUUUGAAAUGACUUUCUUUAGACCCCAAGUGCUCAGAAAAAUCUGUCAAAAUCUUCAGCCGUUUGAAAACUAGGAAGUUUUUUUUAUAAAAAAAACAACAACGCCAGGGAGACCUUUUGUGCGAUUAACGAGUAUGCUUUGCAAAAUUACAAAGAGCACACAUUUUUCCAUAUUAUUUUUUUAAAAAAAUCUAAACUCAAAACAAGUUUUCCUGGAUUUGCUGGAAACCUUUUCAGCACUUCCUUCUCCUCAAGUUCCUCCUUUUCUUUACCCCAAGGCAGCCCUGUUUAGGGAAGCUUUUAAUGUUUGAUGCACUACUGUAUUUCAAUAUUUUGUUGGAAGCCGCCCAGAGUGGCUGGGGAAACCCAGCCAGAGGGGCGGGGUAUAAAUAAUAUAUUAUUAUUAUUAUUAUUAUUAUUAUUAUUAUUAUUAUUAUUAUUCUGUUGAGACGCUGCCCUCUCAUUGUCGACUUUAGCCAAGUCUUCAUUCUCCGCAAGAUAUGAUCUACAGUAGACGUAGCGCAAGGCUGAGCAAGAGAGAUGACCAGUUAGACCCACUGCUGUAGUAUCCUAAAUUCUGAUGUUCUGCAAAGAAUGUCUCACACAUUUCCACGAAAGAUAAAAUGAUAUGCUACAUUGUGUAGGUACAACAAAUGCAAGCACUGACCUUUUCUAGGGAAAUGCUCACUUGGUAGGGAGAUUGUGGUAUCUCAGCAAACAUUUCAAUUUCAAAUAUUAUUUCUACUUUUAGUUAAGUAUCUUUAUUUAUUUCCUUGAUUUAGUGGGGGCAGCUGCCCCCCCUUGGCUGUGCCCAUGAUCCUCUCUGCAACUGACUAGGCAGAGGAAAAACUGAUCUGCUAUGUUUCAACCUGCAGUUUUGUUUAUAGCUCCUACACAGAGUCUAGGACUUGCCGAUCAGAAGGUUGACGGUUCGAAUCCCCGCGACGGGGUGAGCUCUCGUUGCUCGGUCCCUGCUCCUGCCCACCUAGCAGUUCAAAAGCACAUCAAAGUGCAAGUAGAUAAAUAGGUACCACUCCUGCGGGAAGGUAAACGGCAUUUCCGUGCACUGCUCUGGUUUGCCAGAGGCGGCUUAGUCAUGUUGGCCACAUGACCCGGAAGCUGUACGCCGGCUCCCUCGGCCAAUAAAGCGAGAUGAGUGCCACAACCCCAGAGUUGGACACGACUGGACCUAAUGGACAGGAGUCCCUUUAUCUUUACAUUAAAACCCCAACAAAUGUAACAGGGGUAAGAGAGGAAUUGGGGGUGAGGAUGGGGGCUCUGUGCUCAGAAAGUGGAUGUUCCCAUUGCACACAUAUGUGUGCAUUGAUUCUUUCACCUUGUUCACGGGCCCCUGCCUUGCCUUUGCAGGUGGGAAAAAAGCAGUCCUCUUUGCAGGGUCGUUGUGUAGGGAGGUGAAAUCUCCACCCCCUAAAAUGUAUACACCAUUUGAUUGCGGGGAAACCUCAAAGCGGUUUACGAAAGAUAGAAGAAUGACAUCAAGACGGAAUCACGACCCCGCUUUAAAACGCACAAAAGUGGAAAUGCUAAAACAGAUGAAAAUGGCCUCAGCCUUAUGAGCAUCUGCUUAGGUUUGUCUGAACAGGGAUGUUUUUAGCAGGAGCCAGCAAGAGUACAGUGAAGGCACCUUAAAGGUAAAGGUACCCCUGACCGUUAGGUCCAGUUGUGGACGACUUUGGGGUUGUGGCGCUCAUCUCUCUCUCUCUCUCUCUCUCUCUAUAUAUAUUAAAUUAUUAGAUUUUCCACAAUUAUAACAAAAACCACAAAGCAGAAUGACACACAAAAACAGAGAAAGAAAGAAAAAGAAAAAUACAUCAAUAAACGAAAGAAGAAAAAAGGAACAAUAAACAGAUAAACAAUAACAAACUUAAUUCUUUACAAAUCCAACCUUUUAAACAUCUUGGUUGACUUCCUCUAGUCCCUCCCUUCUGAGUUUCCUUGUAGUUAAAAGUAACAGCUUUCCAAUAUCAUUAUUAAACUAAAACAAUUUCCAAUUAUAGUCCAUCUUAUUCACUCAUCUCGCUCUAUAGGCCGAGGGAGCCAGUGUUUGUCCGCAGACAGCUUCUGGGUCAUGUGGCCAGCAUACUAAGCCGCUUCUGGCGAAACCAGAGCAGCGCACGGAAGCGGAAAGGCCCCUUACUGAUCUCAAUAGGCAGGGUGUUCCAAAGUGCAGGUGGUGCCACACUAGGUAUUAUGUGCCAAUUCACAACCACAGCCUGUUAUUUUGAGCCUUCAGAAUGCUAAUAAUAAUAGCUUCCCUCCCCUGCUGGGGCUUUAACUUGCCCUGGGAGAGAAGUCAUCAGUGCAGAGAGAAAGAAGGAAAUCAAGGAAGAGGGAUGAGGAUGAUGACCAAUGUUUUAUUGGCUGUUUGUGAAAGGAAUUUGGCCUGCAGAAGGGGCAGGGAAGGAGAUGCAGGCCAGGCCUGUAACAUCACGGAGACAUCCUCUGUCUCCUCCCUUCCGUAGGCAAAGGAUGGAGUGCAUCUUGGUUGAAGCCCUGGUGGCUGCUGGAGAGCCUCCUUGGGAAAUAUAGCCAAAUUGCCCUUUGCAAGCCCGUGCUUUGGGGCCGAAACAGUGACUCAUACAUUUAUAAAUAACAACUACAGCAAUGGCGGUCCCAGGGCAGGGAAGUCUCUGCAGUGCCCCUCAAACGUGACCUGUUGGUUUUUGGCACACCACAGAUUUUGCUUCAGAGCCUCCCCACUGUGGCUUCUGCACUGGCUUGUGUGGCUCUAGGCAAAUCAAUUCAAAAGGCUCCCGCCCCCUCUCUCACACAAGCAUCCUUCCUUGGGGUCAUAGGCUGGGCUGCGGCGAUGUCACGGAAUGUUCAUAAGUAGUCCAACUGCUGAGUUGAAGGGAGCUGUCUGUAGCAGGCGGGACUAACACCCUGUUCAGGGGCCUGGUCUGAUUCCUUGCCCCACAGCCAAGAAGUCCCUCCCACUCCGCACAGCCCCAUUGAUUUUGGGGGUGCAGCAAAACCAAAACAAAUUAAACACAGUUGUGGGAUGGACUGAGCCUAGCACUCUAUUGGUGGAUGCAAAUUGCCCAUACCUAGUCACCAGGUGGUCAAUUGAUAAGCAGAGCUGGGACAGCAAACUCCUUGCUCUGGAGGAAUCAGCCAAGGAGGGGGUGCUGUCUGCCUCUGGGUGGGUGCAUAUCAGAGUGGGCCAAAACAAAGAGCUCAGGCACCCCAUGAAGCCUAGCUGUAUGAUGCAGGGGCUGAUGGGAUUUGUAGUCCAAAAUAGCCAGGCAAGCCCAAAGCAUCUGGAGGAAAGUAGGUGGAGGAAUUUAGACUUUCCUUACAAGAUAUUUUCCUUCCUUUAGGGAUGUUUCAGAUGAGGAGGAGGAGGAAGAGGAGGGUUGGGUUGAGUGGACUUUGGAUGCCCUCAGUAAACUGAGGGGCUCUGAAGCCGUCACCUGUGUUUAAACUAAGAGGCAGGUCGAUCCUGAUAAAUAUUGGCAAAUAUUAGCUUGGAUUGUGUCCCUCCUCUCCGGGUGCUCUCUUUCUCUUCCUCUUACCAAGUUAUAUAACUAAUGCUAUUAAUUAAAUAAACAUUGUUCCUUAAUGGAUGGAUUAAGUGCUGGCAGCUCUUGGCUGGAUCUGAAUCGGAAGUUGCAGAGGACAAAGUCAAAUGAUUGGUUUUCAGCUCUACAUUCCCCACCACCACCACAAAAGGCAUAAAGUGCUAAUGGGAUGUGGUCCCUUUACCCCACUUGUGCUCACCUGAUGUCAAAGAGUUAAAAAAAACUAUGUGGCUUUUUGUCAACGUCUGAAGGCAGCCCGGUUUUGGGAAGCUUUUAAUGUUUGAUAUUAUUAUUAUUAUUUCUUAUACCCCAAUCAUCUGACCGGGUUGCCCCAGUAACUCUUGGCAGCUUCCAACAAAAAUACACACACAGAGAAAAAAGCACAUCAAACAUUAAAAGCUUCCCAAAACUGGGCUGCCUUCAGAUGUUUACAAAAAGUCACAUAGUUUUUUAACUCUUUGACAUUUGACAGGAGGAGGUUCCACAGGGUGGAUGCAACUACCCAGAAGGUUUCCUGCCUGGUUCCCUAUAACAUACCCUCCAAAUUUCUCUGAUGGAAAUAGGGCCGUCCCAUUCCAUAACGAGAAUUUUACUGUUUAUACCCCACACAUCUUACUGGGUUGCCACUCUGGGCUGCUUCCAACAUUUAUAAAAACAUAAUCAUUCAACAUUAAAAAAAACCCCACUUCUUUAUACAGGAUUGCCUUCAGAUGGCUCGGGGGUCGGAUAACUCCAUACCCUCCAACAUUUCUCCAAUGAAAAUAAGGAAAAGUGGGACAUUCCAGGAUCAAAUCAGAAACCGGGGCGGCUUCUCUAAAUCAGAGAUGUCCCUGGAAAAUAGAGAAACUUGGAGGAUCUGCUGUAACCUCACUUCUCACAGUGAGGGAACCACCAGAAAGCCCUCAGAGAUAGACCUCCGUGUCUGGGCUGAAUAAUGGGGGUGGAGAUGCUCCUUCAGGUAAACAGGACUGAGGCUGUUUAGGGCUUUAAAGGUCAACACCGAGCAUUUGAGUUGUCCUUGGAAAUGUACUGAGAACCAAUGUCGAUCUUUUCGGACCAGUGUUACAUGGGUCAUAGCCUAUUUUGCAACUCGCAACAUCACCAGAUCCUACCGUUGACUUUCCUUGGCUCUUCUCCUUCCAGGUACAACGCUUUGGUGACGGGCUCACGGGCGAAAAGCAUCAUUGGCAUCUGCUGGGUCUUGUCCUUCAUCAUUGGCCUGACUCCCAUGCUGGGAUGGCACAAGCCUGCCUUGGGCAACCAGGGUUCCUCUUCCUCUUCCUCCUCCUCCUCCUCCUCCUCCUCCUCUGCUGGGGUGUGCACCAACGAGUCCUCUUCCUCCUUCUCGUCCUCCCCCUCCACUACGACCCCUUCCGGCAACUGCAGCAGCGACAUGUUGGCCUGCCUCUUUGAGUCUGUGGUCACCAUGGAAUACAUGGUCUACUACAACUUUUUCGCCUGCGUCCUCACCCCGCUGCUCCUGAUGUUCGGCAUCUACCUGAAGAUCUUCAUGGCCGCCCGGCGGCAGCUCAAGCAGAUGGAGAACAAGGCGACGCCCGGGGAACGUUCCCGCUCCAUCUUGCAGAAGGAAGUCCACGCGGCCAAGUCGCUGGCCAUCAUCGUCGGGCUGUUUGCCUUCUGCUGGCUGCCCAUGCACACCGUCAACUGCUACAUCCUCUUCCGACGGGGCUGCGGACGCCCUCCGCUCUGGCUGAUGUACCUCGCCAUCAUCCUCUCCCACGCCAACUCCGUGGUGAACCCUCUGAUCUAUGCCUACAGGAUCCGGGAGUUCAGGCUGACUUUCCGCAAGAUCAUCGGGCAGCACAUCCUGGGCAGAAAGCAACGCUUCAAGGGGACCACGGCCAGCCGGAGGUCCUCUGCUCACGCGGAGGAAGACGGCGAGAGUGCCGGCAUGCAGAUCACCAAGUACGCUCUGAACUUCUAUGCCGGAGGGGACUUGGAUGGCAUCCACAGGGACGGGGAUUGGGGGAAGACCAAAGUGGGCUUGGAACUGCACCAGAGCAAGAAGGCUUUGGUUGGGGAGGCAAAUGGCCACACGGCCCAUCCCUGCAAAAAUGGGGAUCUCUCCAAAGCCUGCAGAGACAUGGACCUGCUGAGCCAAGAGCUGCUGGCGAUUCGGGACUCCUACGCCGCUGACCUGGAGACUUCGGCCGUAGAAGCCUCUGAUGGGUCCUGAGGCCCCAUCAGGAUGCAACGCGGCUGGAAUGAAAUCCUCCCUCCCCCCAGUGGUCUGCUUUCCUCGCAGCAAGAAGGGAGGGAAAGAAGGAGAGAAGGGGAGGGCAAAGGUUUGGGUCCUUGCGAUGGAAGGGGAGGGGUCCCUGACACAACUGACAGAAAGACCUGAAGCGGCCUGGGGAGAAGGCAGGAAAUGGCCAGGGGGCUUUUUCCCAGCCAAAGGUCAAAGGUGAAGAUGGGCGGGACACAGAGACACACUUCUUGUUGCCUUUAGAAGACUCUGCUGGGGGAGGGCCCGCGGCAACAUCCGAUGUUGCUUGGGACAUCUGUGGCUGCCUGUGGCCACAGCCCAGUUGUACCAGGAGAAAAUAAAAGGGUCAAUGGAAAGGUGCUUCAUAGUGCCAAGGAGCUGUGAUUCCUGCAUUGCAGGGGGUUGGACUAGAUGACCCCGGGGUGCCUUCCAACACUACAAUUCUAUGAUUCUGUGAGGAGCAGAAUGGGAAGUUUUUUGCUGGACACCCAGCUAGGGUGAUACCAGGCUGGAGCUGGCGAGAGAGAGAGAGAGAGUGUGCAAGAGCGCAUGGUUUGGAGGCAUUAGAGACACGUCCAUUUGUGUAAAAUCUUGAAUAGGAAGCUUUAUGAUGCGAUUUUGAUUUUCCUCUGGCUGCCAUAAGUCUCCUUGGGGACAGGGCAGGGCAGUUGCCUACUUAGCCUCUUCCACCAAGCCGUCUCCUAGGUAGGGUCUGGCAUGAUGGAAAUCAGUAGGUGACUGUGCUCCAGUUUGCUCCCAGGGCACGGGUGCCUUUGAGAUGAUUAGGGGGGUGAACUUGCUCAGCAAAGAGGUAGCUUCCCAAGGGACCACCUGCCUACAGCUGGCAAGGAGUGCCUGCACGGGUCACCCACAAAGCUGGCCCAGCACAGAUCUACACACUGAGAGAGUCCCUGGGACUCAGCCCUAGAACCAUCUGGAUUUGAACUCAGUGCCUAUAUGAGAAACAACCUAGAGGGCUACUGCUUUUAAGGCCCAAUGCCAAUUUCUCCCCAGAGUUGUGUCUGCUAGCCUGAAACAUCUUGGCAACCUUUCCAAACAGCUCCCAGAUGCAAAACUCGUCUCUCUCCGUGCCCCCUCCCCCCCACUUGUGGUCUGGCACCUAGCUGAAAUCUGCCAGGCAAACCUGUUUUACAAGCGACUGCGACAGCACCACAGACUGUUGAGCAUCAGACGAGCAGUUGUUGUUAUGGCGGCCAAGCUCUGACAUGACAAAAUGGCAGCUUUGCAUCGAGGAGGGCCGGCUGGGCUUGUCUUGGGGUUUUGUACACAGCGUCAGAACGGGCCUCUCAUUUCAACCAAAAUGGUCACCCAUUGAAGAAAUGUGAAGGAGGACCUUCGGCAGGUAGGAGGAGGAGAAGGCAGAGAUGGGAGAGGGCACUUGAGGGGGCAGGGUAGAGGCUUCUCCCUGUGACCACACAAGGAGGGCUAUUCAGUCUGGUGCAUCACCCAUCCUUCUGAAACCGUCCAUCUUCUAGUGUACACUGAAUGUUUGCCCUUUGUUAUUGUCAUAGAUCAUGCUCUGUGCCCCCCCCCCAUUUUAAUAAGCUUUUGUUUCUGUUUUCAAGCGGCGUAAAACUGAUUUUUUAAAAAAUAAAACUAAAACAAAUGGUGACGUCUAAGUUUUGCAAUUUCCAUUAAAACCAUC
Podarcis lilfordi (Lilford's wall lizard) is the source of this 27282-nucleotide messenger RNA. NCBI's taxonomy places the organism in Eukaryota, Metazoa, Chordata, Lepidosauria, Squamata, Lacertidae. The record is from the annotation of a GenBank genome assembly.